Schistocerca gregaria is the source of this 1161-nucleotide messenger RNA. RefSeq lists its product as uncharacterized. The record is from RefSeq and is a predicted model, not a curated record. Lineage: Eukaryota; Metazoa; Arthropoda; Insecta; Orthoptera; Acrididae. The transcript has 3 exons. Bases 1 to 1161 code for a protein of 386 amino acids.
AUGACUCUUCAUUUCACAACAAAUAGUGGACCAGUGACGCUGAUAUCUGUAUAUGCAUCAACUUUUACUUCAGCUGCAGAUGCCAAGGAUCACUUUUAUGAACAACUCAGCAAUGUGGUACAAGGAGUGCACUCUGGGGACCGUCUAUGCAUCCUUGGUGAUUUCAAUGGUCAUAUUGUUAGUGAUUUUGCCACUUGGCCUGACUGUCUAGGCAAACAUGGAGUGGGCAAGAUGAAGGAAAGGGAAAGAUCUGCAUUACUUUCUACACAUUUUUUAAUUAGUGCGGACUGUGACACGGAUCAUGCACUAGUAGUGACAAAAGUGUGCUUUGUGACUAAAAAGUUUCACUCUGCCAGAACACCUUGCAAAACAAAAAUUAAUCUUUGCCAAACAAGAAACACUGCUGCAAUAGAAGUAAUUAGUGAUGAGAUACGAAAAGACGUGGAUCCCUGGGGACCCAGUACUCCUAUUUCCAAAGACUGGAAGAACAUAAAAUUGCUUCAUACUAUUACGGCUGGAAAUGUGUUUGGUAAUCUGGAAGCAAAAUCCCAGAAUUGGUUCAUCAAGAAUGAGUGUUUCAAUGCUGGCGACAUUGGUGGUGUAUACUCGGGCAUCAAAUGGGCCAUUGGACCCAUUCCAAAGAAGAGCGUACCAUUUGAGGGAAUAGAUGGAAAAGUCAUCACAGAUCGAAAUCGUCAGUUGUACUGUUUGGUUGAAAUUUACUCCAGCCUUUACUCACAUCCCAUCAACAUUAGUCCAAACAAAGUGGAUGAAAUUCCUCAGAUGACACCUUACCAUGACUUGGAUGUCACGCUUACUAUGGAUGAGCUUCAAAUAGCAAUUGUACAGCUUAAAUGUGGGAAGCGCCCUGGCAAAGACAACAUCUCCACAGAAAUUGUAAAACUUACGCUAGGUUUUCCACUGUUUUUCAACCUCUUACUGAAAUGUUGGGCUAAGGGUACUGUGCCGCAAGACAUGCACAAUGCCAAUAUCUUUAUUUUAUACAAAAGUAAAGGUGAUCACGGCAAUUGCAACUGUCACCGUCGAAUCUCACUUCUUAGUAUACCUGGAAUAACAUUUGUCCGUGUUGUGUUGCGCAGACUUCACAAGCUUGUUGAGCGCAUAUACCCUGAGGAACAAUGUGGGUUUCACCCCCAAUGA